This is a messenger RNA of Pelagomonas calceolata, 2354 nucleotides long. Lineage: Eukaryota; Pelagophyceae; Pelagomonadales; Pelagomonadaceae. The record is from the annotation of a GenBank genome assembly.
AUGGCUGAAUUUGCGGGCACCCUCCUCUGCGCCAAGACGCCGCACACGACGCUCGCCUACACGAACCGCAUCUACCUCCAUAGUACAGACUUCGCGGCCUACAAGGGCGCCGCGCCGCCGCAGGGCACGCCAGCAGAUGAAGUUCUAUUAGCGUUAACGGGAGACAGCGGCAAAGAACUGGUCUAUUCGGCGCAAGCGAACCCUCCGGGCACGGAGAUUAAGGCGGGCACGGUGGGCCUCUCGGGGCCGCAACGCACCGCUCUCGGUUUGGAACUCAGCGCGCCGAUGCGCGCCACACCUUAUAAACCGACGAUCGACCAGCAGCUCAGUGCAGUUAGAUUAUCCUGUGCACCGUAUAGAAAAGGCCCGCUCACAAUAGACGCCCAACAACUCGCAGACCACCUGGCCAAGAAAUAUACGGGCCAGGUCUUUGUUGUUGGUCAAAAGUUCAUGUGUGCAUUAGAUCCAAAACAAUUGUUGUAUCUGACGGUCGACGGCAUGGAGUUUACACAAUCAACGGGAAGCCAUCUCGGGCAGUUACAUGGUGGAUUGACGAAAGUCCUGCCCUUCAAGGGCUGUUCGAACCCCGACUUCAAGGUCGAAAAAGAACCAGUAGAAGCGCGAGGCGUCCAACAACAAUCAUUAUUUACGUCGGACUUUGAUUUCGCGAAGCUGGGCAUUGGCGGCCUGGGGAACGAGUUCGACACGAUAUUUCGACGAGCUUUUGCCUCGAGAAUAUACCCGGCGCACAUCAUCCAGCAGAUGGGCAUUUCUCACGUGCGGGGCAUGUUGUUGUACGGCCCGCCCGGCUGCGGUAAAACUUUGAUAGCGCGGCAGAUCGGGAAAGUUUUAAACGCGCGGGAGCCCAAAAUCGUGAACGGCCCCGAAGUGUUAGACAAAUAUGUGGGAGCGUCGGAGGAGAAGAUCCGAGAACUAUUUGCGGACGCCGAGGCGGAGCAGCAGAGCGAAGGCGACCGAAGCAUGUUACAUACGAUCAUCUUCGACGAGAUGGCAUGCGUCCGUGUGAAAAUCAAUGCGAGGGCCUUCCGUGGACCUCCACGCCAUCGAGCAGAUACAAUUCUGGGGACGACGUCGCGUCGAUGGCUGAAAUUUGAUUUCCACACAGGACGCGAUCUGUAAGAGUCGAGGAAGCGUCAGAGACGGCACGGGCGUCUCCGACUCCAUCGUCAACCAGUUACUGUCGAAGAUCGACGGCGUCGACUCGCUGAAUAACAUCCUCGUGAUUGGCAUGACCAAUAGAAAGGACAUGAUCGACGAGGCGAUUCUCAGGCCGGGUCGGUUGGAGUUGCACGUCGAGAUCGGGCUGCCCGACGAGAAGGGCCGCCUCCAAAUCCUCGACAUCAAGACGGCGUCGAUGCGCAAAGCAGGAAGGCUCCAGAAAGAUGCGGUCGACGCGCUACCGGAACUCGCGGGACGCACCAAGAACUUCUCGGGUGCCGAAUUAGAAGGCCUCGUGAAGUCCGCGGCGUCCUAUGCAUUGAGAAGGUGCGUCGACGUGGCGGGCGACAACGCGAUCGACGAGGCGUCUCUGAAGGUCGAGAAACGGGACUUUGAUCAUGCGUUGGAUUCGGGAGAAGCUUGUGCGGCUUUUGGGGCCAAAGCUGCGUCAUUGGAACCGCUGUAUAGGAACGGCAUUGUUGAUUUUGGAAGGUCAUUUAGAGAGGUUGAUGACGCUCUGCGACGACUCGUGGAGCAGGUGAGAACAUCAGCCAAGACGCCGUUGAUGACCGUACUGCUCGAAGGAAGAGCACAUACAGGUAAAACAGCAUUAGCGGCUCGCACGGCCGUCACUUCUGAAUUUCCUUUUGUCCGAUUGUUAUCAGCGGAUAGUAUGAUCGGAUUCAGCGAAAGCGCCAAGUGCCAGGCCAUCCAGAAGGUGUUUCUGGACUCCUACAAGUCGCCUCUCUCGAUUAUCGUGAUUGAUGACGUCGAGCGACUCAUCGAGUACACGCCCGUGGGUCCCCGGUUCUCGAACACGGUCCUACAAACUCUAUUGGUACUACUCAAAAAAGCACCAGAUGAAGAAAACAGGAGACUACUAGUGAUAGCGACGACGUCCGUGUCGAACCAUCUCGAGGAUCUGCAACUUACGGACGCGUUUAACGUACAACUGCGGUGUCCGCAGCUCGAAGAACCCUCCGAGAUCGAGGCCGCGUUACGCCAUUUGGUGGCCGAUGCAACGCAACGGUCGAGCAUCGCCUCGGCUAUCACAAAACCGUUGGGCAUCAAGCAGCUGCUCAUGGUGCUGGAGAUGGCUCGGGGAGACCAUGGCGUCGACGCGAACGACUUCGCCGCGUGUUUGCACCAGUUCCUAGGGGUAUAACAACUUACUA